AACCUUUUCGAGUGGUUCAUAAAAAAUUAACCAAAUCUCUCUCUCUCUCUCUCAGCGUCAAACUGAGUUUGUAAUGAUGGGCGGAGGAAGGGUGUACUGGGGGAAGAAGGAGAUGGACGAGGGAGGAUGUAACGGCGUGGUUGUGAUCUUCGGUUGGAGUUCGAUUAGCGACAACCAUCUCGCCAGUUUCGUUGAUCUCUACUCUUCUCUCCGAUGGAAUCCUCUUGUUUGUCGCGCUGAUUUUCUCACUGCGUUUUACCCAGAAAUGGCUCUCUCUCUAGCAUUCCACCUUCUUUCUGACCUUGUUGAGGAGCUAAGGAACAGACCAUGUCCUGUUAUCUUUCUAGCUUUAUCCGGCGCUCCAAAAGCCUGCAUGUACAAAGUCUUACAGGUGAUCAUGGGUGAUUGUGAAGCUCAGAUUCAUCCGGAUGAUAGCCAGUUGGUUAGAAACUGUCUUUCUGGACAUGUCUACGACUCUGGACCAUUGGAUUUCACUAGUGAUUUGAAUGCAAAGUUCGCUCUUCACCCCACCAUACGGCAAAUGUCUGUGCCUUCAAGAUUAGUAUCUUGGGUGGCCAAGGGGGUUUCUUCUGGGCUUGAUGGUUUAUAUCUCACAAGAUUUGAAUCUCAACGCAGUGAGUAUUGGCAGGCUCUCUACUCAUCUGUUGAAAUUGGAGCUCCAUAUCUCAUUUUAUGCUCCGAUGAUGACGAACUUGCUCCUCACCAAGUAAUUUCUAGCUUCACCCAUCAGUUGCAGGAACUGGGAGGAGAAGUUAAAGUUGUCAAGUGGAAAAACUCUCCCCAUGCAGGACACUAUAAGCAUAACCCUAUACAAUACCGAGCUGUUAUCUCCAACUUUCUAGAGAAGGCCAUAUCAGUGCACUUACAGAAAAUCCGACAGCUCGGAGAAAGAGCUCACACGCAUGAUGAGAUCUCUGAGUUAAUAUGCGACCUUCAGAAAGUAGCUGUGAACUCUAACCAAAGCUUAAGAAGAGUAGCAACUGGGCCAAGUGAUCACUUUUUCUUACCAAGCUCAGCACCGUAUCAAAGCAACAACAACAGCGAUGCAUCAUCGUCUUCACAAGAAGAACAGAGAGAAAGAUCUUCCUUCCGCCCACCCCAACCAACGAGCAUAAACGCUCACAGUGUGCUCGGGCAGUUCCUAUUUGACUCAUGUGUUCCGAAAAACAUCGAAGGCUGGGAUAUCAGAUUUGGUGGUUCUCUCAACGGGCAACCGUAUGCCACUUCUAGUUCCCGUAAAACCUCGAAUAUUGGUUUCAAGAAACGCAUCCUCCGGUCAAGAUUAUGAUGAACUUGGGUGGGAAGAACCACGUGGGAAAUAGUAGAGAUAUGUUUAGAUGAAGGAGAGGGUUGUAUAGAAUGCGGGAAGAUGUAAAUAGAGUGGCGGUUACUGCGACCUAUCAUACCUAAGAGUGAAUCUUUGAAAUGGUGCGAGUACAAGUAUCAGAAUAAGUCUGUAGAUAGACAUUUCUUGUACUUGCUGUGUUAAUAAAGUAUCUUAGCAAGAUUAAAUA
Messenger RNA from Raphanus sativus (radish), 1535 nucleotides. RefSeq lists its product as uncharacterized. The record is from RefSeq and is a predicted model, not a curated record. NCBI's taxonomy places the organism in Eukaryota, Viridiplantae, Streptophyta, Magnoliopsida, Brassicales, Brassicaceae. The transcript is spliced from 7 exons. Bases 74 to 1309 code for a protein of 411 amino acids.